Molecule: messenger RNA, 7622 nt
Organism: Etheostoma spectabile (orangethroat darter)
Lineage: Eukaryota; Metazoa; Chordata; Actinopteri; Perciformes; Percidae
Gene: lrrc4cb
Product: leucine rich repeat containing 4C, genome duplicate b
Exons: 2
Coding region: 1054-2949 (631 amino acids)
Biological process (GO): synaptic membrane adhesion; modulation of chemical synaptic transmission; regulation of axonogenesis
Cellular component (GO): glutamatergic synapse; plasma membrane; postsynaptic density membrane
Molecular function (GO): cell-cell adhesion mediator activity
Source: RefSeq, a predicted model, not a curated record
UCAACUUGCUCGCUAUUCAAGUCAUGGACUGCAGCGAGCUGGGGAACCAUUAGGAGCCGGUGGCAAAAAAAAAAAAAAAACCCGCUUUAUUUGGAACACCGGAUGAUGAUGCUGCUGCCACACCAGCCGGAUCGGACACACUCUCCCCGACAAGCGGAAUUAUUACUAAUAGCUUCGCUUAUGUAAUCAAUACACCGAAUUGCUUUUGGGGGGUGGGUGGGGGGAAAUAGCAUCCCGUGGAUCCUUCCCGUUCUAUUUCAUAGAAAAUAUCCUACUGUAUACCAUAUGCUCUGCGAUUUUUAGAGCAGCCUAUGGCAAACCCAUUUGUCCUGAUGCGACGCGUGUGAUGGUUGCAGUGGGACGGAUAUCCUUAAUUUGAUCCAAUAGGCGUUCUCAGGAUUUUUCGUAGGACGCUUCUGCACCCCUUUCUGCGCUGACCUUAACAAUGCUUUAAAUAGGUAGUUAAUUGUCAUAUCUGGCCAUGGUUUUGUUAAUUUUGAGUCAAUGACAAUCGCAAAAAAAAAAAGAUUGACUAGUAAAUCCAAGUGAAUUAGUACACUUCGGUUGUUUAUGUACAAUAUUUUUUGUUGUGAAAUUUGAUUUAGCGAUCUUUCACGGGAGGAAACCACCAGUGGGAGUACAUUUUGGACUGUGACUGGUUUGAGGGAAAGAAGGGCCUAUACAGACUUGAUCCCCCUAUUAAAAACUCUGCAGGAUUGCAUCCUCUUCAGUCCGGAGGAAUAUCUUCAAGUCCAGGGGGUUACUGCUCCUCUGAGGGCUUUCAUCGGCGCUCAUUGCAUCCGAGGGAAUGGUGGCCGCACCGCAGAUCCACGCAACUCUUUCUCAAUGUUUCGCAGGCGAGCAUCUUGACUUGUGAUCGAGAGAGACGCGGACUGCAGCAGCCUCCAAUCCCUUUCACAUGGAGAUUUGUGCCUCGCUCGUACAAAUCUUGAAAACGGGGACCGUGGCCCUGCUGGUUUUUCCUUCACUGUUCUCAACGUCGAUUUCAUUUAUUCGAGAAAAUGCAGAACACGAACAGCAGAUGAACUAUGAAUGCUGAACACAAUGAUUUCUUCCCUCCAGCGCCAGACAAUGAGAGGUCGUAGGCUGAAGGGGGCGCUGUCCAACCCCCUCUUUGUGCUGCUUUUGGCCCUCCAGAUCCUGGUGGUGGCUGGGCUGGUUCGCGCUCAGACCUGUCCUUCUGUCUGCUCAUGCAGCAACCAGUUCAGCAAAGUGAUAUGCACCCGACGCAGUCUGCGGGACGUCCCAGAUGGCAUUUCCACCAACACUCGCUACCUGAACCUCCAGGACAACCUCAUCCAGGUCAUCAAGGUGGACAGUUUCAAACAUCUGCGCCAUCUGGAGAUCCUGCAGCUGAGCAAGAACCACAUCCGCAGCAUUGAAAUUGGCGCCUUUAAUGGACUGGCCAGUCUCAACACCUUGGAGCUCUUUGAUAAUCGGCUCACAACAAUCCCCAAUGGAGCAUUUGAGUACUUGUCUAAGCUGAAGGAAUUGUGGCUAAGGAACAACCCCAUCGAAAGUAUACCAUCUUAUGCCUUCAACCGGGUCCCCUCGCUUCGAAGGCUGGAUCUAGGUGAGCUCAAACGUCUCUCCUACAUUUCUGACGGAGCCUUCAAGGACUUGAGCAACCUGCGCUACCUGAACCUGGGAAUGUGCAACCUCAAGGAGAUCCCCAAUAUCUUACCUUUGGUCAGACUUGAAGAGCUAGAAAUGUCAGGAAACCAGCUCUCGGUUGUCAAGCCCAGCUCCUUUUUAGGUUUAGUGAACCUCCAAAAGCUGUGGAUGAUGCAUGCCCAGAUCCAAACAAUCGAGAGGAAUUCCUUUGAUGAUCUUCAGUCACUGGUCGAGCUCAACCUAGCUCACAACAACCUUACCUUUCUACCACAUGACCUCUUCACACCAUUGCAUCGCCUGGAGCGGGUCCACCUCCAUCACAACCCUUGGAACUGCAACUGUGAUAUCUUGUGGCUCAGCUGGUGGCUGAAGGAGGCAGUACCUGCCAAUACUAGCUGCUGCGCCCGUUGCCAUUCUCCUGCAGUCUUUAAAGGUCGCUACAUUGGGGAAUUGGACCACAGCUAUUUCCAGUGUGAUGUUCCUGUCAUUGUGGAGCCACCCAGUGACUUGAAUGUUACAGAAGGCAUGGGUGCAGAGCUUAAAUGUCGUACCAGCUCGCUGACAUCCAUCAGCUGGCUUACACCAAAUGGCUCUUUGGUGACACAUGGGGCUUAUAAGGUGCGUUUGUCUGUACUUAAUGAUGGGACACUGAACUUCACUAGCGUCACAAUGCAGGACACUGGGACUUACACCUGUAUGGUAAGCAACACAGCAGGCAACAUUUCUGCCUCCGCUGUGCUUAAUGUCACUUCUGUGGAAAACAGCGGAGUGACCUAUUUUACCACAGUCACCGUGGAGACCAUUGAGACUCCGGGGGAUGAUAGCCAAACGCCACUUCCCCCAUUUGGCUGGGUCUCAUCCUCUACAACAAAAGGGACUCCUGUUUCAACACGGACCACAGAGCGGACUUAUACAAUUCCAGUUCUUGAUCUGGAUGGAGAGGGAGCCCUCAAUGGUCUAGAUGAGGUGAUGAAAACCACCAAGAUUAUCAUAGGCUGCUUCGUGGCCAUCACACUUAUGGCUGCAGUUCUGCUGGUUAUUUUCUACAAGAUGAGGAAGCAACAUAACCAGCAGGAUUCUGAUGGCCCUGCCUCCUCCAUGGAGGUCAUUACAGUUGAAGAAGAGCUUGCAGGUGUCGCUGCCAUGGAGAGACACCUAACCCUGCCCCCUCUGGAGCACUACAACCACUACAACACCUACAAGAACACUUACCACCAUGCUCCUAUGCUCAGUACCAUACACAGCUCAACCACACAGGAACCUUUACUGAUUCAAGCCUGCUCAAAAGACAAUGUACAAGAGACCCAAAUCUGAUCUUGAAUUUAAAUAAACAUCCAGUAUCAGCAGUUUCAUACUUGGCAUACAAUGGACCAAAACGUGAAGAUAAAAGAAGUCAAAAUGACACUGACUUGACAGAGUUGACGUUGGUAAAUCAGCAUUUGGCAAAUGGACAACAUAUGAUACUUUAACAAGUGUCUUUACAAAAACAAAGAUUAUUUAUUAAAAGUAUGUCUAGUGGCUAAAUGAUGAAAAACAAUUUGUGAUAGCUUUUUAGCUCAGUUUAUUUCUCUCUCUCUCUCUCUGUGUAACACUGCACAAAGGGAAAGAAUGGUUUUCUUAAAGUGAAUAUGUAAGGUAUGAAAUGCAGCUCAUUGGAAACCGCUGCCAUUGGCCUUAAACUAAACUUAAUGCAAUGCCAUUACUUUAAUAUUUGGAUUUUACCUAAUAAUGUGUUUUGUUGAGGGGAAUUGCUUUAGUAUUUCUACACAUUUAUUUACUAGUUGUUCAGCAUACCAAGUCUAAUUUGGAGGAGGUUUAUGAAGACAAAAAAAAAAAAAUGGUUUAUUUUUAUUGCCAUCAUAUUCUAACUGUCACUCAUCACAAAAUGAGAUCUCUUAAUAACACAGCUCUGGGUGAUAUCACAGUGAAGCCAGCAUGCCUGAGGAGCAAAGCAGUCAAAAAGAGCAGCUGUGCAUUUCCCCUGUGGCUCCUAAACAACAGCCAUACAUCCUUCACUUUAAUUAAGAUUAAGUUCUUGCUCCCACUCCUCCUCCUACCUUUUCUUCACACUUCAACCUUUACUACUUUUCUCCUACUCCUCCUCUCUUCUUCUUCCAUGUCUGAGUUCUCCAUCUUCCCUGUCAAUCCUCUCUCUGCUCUCGCCCCACUCUCAUUUCCUCCAUGUCCUCUUGCUUCUUUGAUUGUCUCUCUGUCACUUAGCUCAGGCACGUUUCUCACCCCUCUCCAUGUCUCAUUUGUCUCGCUUUAUCUGGCGGCAUGUGCUGCACGACGGCAGAAUAUUGCUUGGGAAAAUGAAGGGGAGCAUAAGGAUGCAGUCUGUAGCAUCCCUGUUAACCCAGUAAUGAUCUACGUCCACUCAGUGUCCCGUUACCUUGCCAUCACCCCAGGGUCACACGAGCUUGGGCGCUGAUAGUCCAUCUGUUAUACACAUAAAGAGGCAAAUGAGGCUGCUUUGUAAUGUAGUGUGACCCUGUCAGACGAACGCAGACGGGACUAACAUAGUCAGUGAAGCAGCUAGGAACCUGCAAAAAAAUAAGGGGAAGAUGGGUUAGAUCUCAUUAAUCUGUAUCAGCAAUUCAUUUGCAGACUAACAGAGGAAAGCUGAUAACAAAACAGUGUGAGACUUUUCCACUAUCCCUGUGCCAAACAUCUAACAGAGGGUGGAGGCCUUUGAUAUUGAAGCGACCCCUGCUCAGUCUCAUUUUUGUCACAGAAAAACACACACACUUUGAUGUUGCAUCAUUUAUAGGCCAUCAAAACAUUGUCUCUCCUCUAGUCUGUUUACGCUUUGAUUUUUCAUUUAGUCUUCAAAGAGGAAGGCUUAAGGAAGAGGGAGGUAGGGAUGAAAAGUGAAGAACAGUUGGUGGGGAGGCGGGAGCCGGAGCCACAACAGUCACGAGGGGUCUUCAAACAGAUAUAUUGCAGAUAUGAAGGGAGUGGAGUGAAAAAAUAUAAGGACUAAGGAGGCAAAACUAGCCAUCACACUGUCGCCAUGGAAACAGUGACCUUGUGCAGAAAGUAAGAAGAGGUAGAUAUGCCUGUUGCUUUGGUCCCUGUGCAACAAGCAUAUUUUAAUUUCCAACAGGAGAUUUCACAAAUGUGCCAGAUUAUCGACCAAUUUGACAUAAUGGAAUCUGUAUUUACAAAUGGUUUUGAUGGGAUUUGGACCCACACGUGACGUCACCUUUGCAGGGCAAACACACUAUUUCUGUUAUUUCUAAUGAAAUAUUACUGCAUGAUGUGAAAAUUUCAACAUAACUUUUCAGUAGCUCUACUCGCCUUAUUAAUUUUCCUCUCAGUCAAGACACCUUCCACAGCUUAUAGCCUAAUAAAGCACUGUCACACAAAUGCAUGUGCUUCUCAUCAGUCGGUCUUCUAAAUGUAUUCUUUUAUCCAAUACAAUAAUGGUGGAAGCCAAAUAUACAUUUAAAGACCGGUCGUGUCCGUUGAGGUGGUAGAGACAUUUUAAAGUGUAAGUGAAGAAGGAACAAUUGAGAGCUAUUCAUGCCUUUCAUUGAGAGUGAAUGACGAGAAUAGUACCAUAAAUGGUAACGUCAUAGAGUGAACCAUUCUUUCCCUUUCCACUGUUUUCUUUUUCAAUGCUCAAUUCCUUUUCAACGCUUUCGGUGGCUUAAUGAUUCAAUGUUAAUGCUGGCUACAGUAAAAAAAAAAAAAAAAAGUUUGAGUUUUUUUUUAAUAUAUAUACAGUAUAUAUGUGGAAGAGGGUUGUGAGUUAUCCAGAAUGAAUGGAAUAUCUCUGUAUUGGUAUUUCCUUGAACAGGACGGCUUUAUGUGGAGAGAUAUUUGAAUGCCAGAAUGAAAUUACAGUAAGGCUGACCUGCAGAAUAUUGGACUUGAAAUACCAGCAGAGUGAGCUUGACUUUUGUGCAAAACCCCAAGCCAAGGUGAUCAUAUUCGUGUGUGUUAUUCUGCCAACUGUCUAUGUAUAGGGAGGGUUACUGUAUGUGUGAAUAUUCUCUCUCAUUUUUGGAGAGAAUAAUCAUCAAAUGGUUCAAUUUCUACAAAAAAAAAUAUUUUCAAAAACACAACGCAAAGAAAAGAUCUUCUGAUCAUAAUUUUACAUGUGCUUCAAUUGUUAAAAAAAAAAUCAAAAAAGCAAAACAAAAACAAGAAAAAAAAACAAGAGACUGUGCUUGUAAGGAGUCCAACUAAUUUCUCUGAGGAUGAUGUUCAAUUAUUGAUACCUGAGAUUGUAGUUCAUACUCUACAUGAAUACAAAUAAAAAUUGAAAUUCUUUUUUUCCAAGAGAUUUCAUAGUAUGUAUUAUUCAAAGACAAGUUGUCACCAUUUUGCCUUCAUUGUCCCAUUUGCACAUGAACACGUGUACAGAAAUAUUCAAAGAAAAAGGAUUACUAAGCAGCUCCAAGAAUGCUGAACUGUGAAGAAUGUGCUUUGAAGAAAUGUGCUGUAGCUUAUUUUAUGAGGUCAGAAGAGGGAAGUGGAUCCCUCUCAAAAGAAAAGGAAGUCAUCUUUCUGUACUAUACAUGGGAAGUCCGAUUCUUUUCACUAAUUUGAAUUUCUCCAUCUGUCUGACAGAAUCAUUUGAUUCAUACGGGCAAACCUGAGAAUUUCAUUACCAUUAGCACAAUAUGCUACUCCUGCUCUGUACGCUGAAUCAAUAUGAUGAACAAAGAACCUCACAGAACCUUGGAUCCACUGUCACAGUCCUAAAAAUACAAGCCUACGCUACUGCGGCGUCAGGAUUAUUUCUCAUAUCUCGCGAGCGUGAUAAAAUAUGUCCACGAGCAAAUUACAAAAUUUAACUUGCACAGAUGUUACUCUUCGUGCACCAGUUCAACAAUGGAGAGUUGUCCAGGCAGCUGCGAACGUGAAACAAAACAGAGGGAGAGGGAAAGAAUGGCACCUGCACGUAGGAAACAUAAGCAGCAUGGAGCAGCCACGCGCAGACGAGUGUCUGCUGUGCAGAGUUGUACCGAAACACUGUUUUUCUGUCUUUAUCAACGAUGUAGCUCAGAAAGCACAGUAAAUAGGGAAUGUAUGAGUGUCUCGAUGACAGUUAAGUUUAGGCAACAAAGUCUAAGAAAAAAAUUGUGCCUUGGAUUUAAAAAAAUCCCAAGAAAGCGUUUCCUGGGUAUGUAUUUUGUUUUUGCCAAGAAAUGAACUCGACUCCCCGGCUUUAACGCACCAUGUUUCCUGUUGUGCUAUUUCAUUCUGAGAUUAUAUUUUUAUUGAAUAUUGAAGUGCAUAAAUUAAGUGUUUUGGCAUGGCUGGCCGAGUGGCACUAUAUCCAUGAUAUUUAAAGGGGGAUUUAAUUCUUGCAUGUUUUGUUUUGUUGUGCCCCCCCCCCCGGCCCCUUUUUUUCUUCUUCUACAAAUCACACCCUGGCUGUGAGCCUGGCCAGCCAGUCCGACUAUUCCAGGAAGAGAAUUAAUGAUUCAUGACGGGUGUAUGAUGUACCAUCAACAUUCCUGUGUGAUCACGUUCAACUAAUAACUUAAACAUACCAAAUCUAAGUAUAAUUUGGUAAACUCUAAAUUUAUGUUAUGGAUUAAUCAGAGUGGCUGGCCAGGCAAAACAAUAGCUAUUAGAGAUAAGGGUACGGAACAUUGCGUACAUGUGCAAGGAUUUACAGACAUUACAGCGCCACAUAUAUCCCAACAGCAGAACAGAGGACAGACUUGCAUUCCUUUAUUUACAGUGCUGCCUUGUGCUACAUAGGUAAUGACAGACAGAACGCCUGUCUUUGCUUUUUUUUAACAGUAGUAAGUAAAAUAAUGAAUAAGCUCUUGUUUAAAAUCAAAGCUCUUCUCCCUUUAAUCCUACAGCAAAAAAGUGCAAUUUUAGCAACAUAUGAACUUAGAUGUCUCAAAUAAAUCCAACAAUGAAACCAAGUAACAUUUCAAGUCAUUUUCAGCAGGAAUACAAAAAUUAAAAAAAAAAAAAAAACAGUAUAAAAAUGUUCACUCUCCUUUCCAAGGAAAUUA